GCACCUGCAACACGCUGAUUACUGGAGAAGGUUGCUGAUAAGGAGGGAUCAGGAGUUGGGGAAGAGGAUUUGGGAUAAUUGAGUGAGAUCUUGGCGAGAAGCGAGCACAGCUCGCUCUCAAGCGGAUGGAUCAUGUUGGAGAUGUCGAGCGGACUCGGUGCGACUGCAAUGGGAAUUAGUGUUAGUCACGGUGGCAGUGGAGCUGAGGGUGGUUGUCGUCUUCGUGCAUCGAGUCAGGGACAGGUGUCCCAACAGCAAACAACCAAUCAGGGAUCAACGACCGGUGGCCAGCAAUCUGAUCAACAGCAGCAGUCAUCGCAGUUACAGGAUGUUCAGCCACAGCAACAAGUUAAACAGGAGCAGAGCCAACAGCAACAGAGGGUUGGACACGGUGGCAGAUCGAAGAAGGAUAACUGCUGCUUGUGCUGGUGCUGUUGCUGCAGUUGCUCGAACAAAUGUUUGGCGGCUGUUGGAACUGGCAAUGGUGGUGGUUCGGGUGGUGGUGGUGAAGCCGGAAAAAAACGGGGAAACAGUGGAAUAGCGAGCGGUGAUAUUGUAACAAGUGGUCAUGGUGGUGAUAUGACAGUAUCGAGUGCUGGUAAUGGUCUUGAUGGGUUGGAUGGCCUCGAUAGUACACCCGAGUGUUGUGGCCUAGAAGAAGUACGUUCGUGGGGCUCGUCCUUCGAUAAAUUAAUGAGAAGUGGAGCUGGUAGAAAACUAUUUCGUGAAUUUUUAAUAAGUGAAUACAGCGAGGAGAAUAUUGCAUUUUGGUUGGCGUGCGAACAAUUAAAGCGUGAAAGCAAUCCAGAGAAAAUUGAGGAGAAGGCACGGUACAUCUAUGAGGAUUACAUAUCGAUACUUUCGCCUAAAGAAGUGAGUUUGGACUCACGAGUCCGUGAGAUCGUAAAUAGGAAUAUGGUAGAGCCAACACCGCACACAUUCGACGAAGCACAACUUCAAAUCUACACACUGAUGCAUCGUGACUCUUAUCCACGUUUUGUCAACAGUGAUAUAUUCCGUAGAGUAGCUAGAUUGGGCAGUGGACCACCUAGUCCAACGAACGCCGAAUCCGAUCAUGGCCCACCCAGUGGUAAAUCCAAAUCCAAGAAAUCGGUGACGUAAUUAAUCGUGAACUUAAUUAAGAACUUGAAUUUUCAAUAUAAACAAUUGCUGGUAAUUACGAAUACUCGUUUGAAGAAACUCAAGAUAUGAAAAUACCGAACAAUGACGGAAAUUUAUGUCCCUGGGUCGGGGAGGGGGUAACAAUUCAGCACAGUGAAGUGGGAAUACAGGAGAUGUCCAUCUAAUUUCUUUGGGAGUAUUUCUUGAUUUGCGGGAGGUCGAGGCUAAAUGGAACACCAGAAGAAACAGCUAUUUGAUCGAUUUUGCGGAUUUUUGGUCUCUUUAUUCAACGGCCAAAGAAGUAUUGAAAAUGUUAAGAAUGCCGGGUCCAAUGAACUGUUGUUUGACGACUACUUAUCACGGCAUAAUGAUAAAGGUAAAAAAACCUGCCCUUUGACCUUUACGAUUAUUUAAUUCUCUCCUCCCACGUCCGUUGAAUCUCCUUUAAAUCUCAAAAGGUCUUCGAAAUUGGGUUGACUAGUCAUCUCUUCUGGUUUUUCGUCUUUAAAUCCUCCAUUUGCUCUAAAAAAUCACCCCAAAAAACCAACCCUAGAAAUUUCAAAAUAUCUCGAAGAAAUUCAUCCCACCCCACUUCACCCCGCAUGAACUCCUUGACAUCAGGACCAGCGAGAUUCACUCCCCAAUAAGUCGCUCAAUGAUUUAAAUACCAAAAAAAAAAAAUUCACAAAAAACAUAAAAUGGAGAAUGAUAAUUCAUACCAAGCAUUAAACCAUUGACAAUCCGAUGUAUAUGUCCCGGGGUGAAACAUGACACUGCAGAUUUAUCGAUUUUUCAAUUAUCGCAUUCGAGCUGAAUGCGCUUUGCAAGCUAUUAUGGCACAAUUUUCAUUUUUCUACUUUUCACACAAAUUUUGAAAAAGUAUUUUUUAUUUUUCACUGGGGUAUUUCCCUCCGCCCGGUAUGAACAACAAGAACUCAUAAAAUAUUCAGAAUAAUCACAUUUACGUAAACGUUCAGCUCAACCGUGCGAUCGUUGUGUUUUUAUCGAAUUUAUGGCAAGAGAGAUAUAGUGAGAGUGGAAGUUUAUGAGAGAAGAAGCUAUUACAUGAAUUAGUACUUAAUUAAAUGAUAGUGGAAGAUAUGUAAGUCCUAAAGAACUGAGAAUUAAAUAAAAAAAAAGGUUAAUAAAUAUAUGAUGGGGAGAGGCGAGCUACCGUGCUAAAGGCCUAAUAUUCUCUCUCUCUCUCUCUCUCAGAGAUGGGGGACUGGUACAGGAGGUUAUGACGCCUGGAGGGGCGCGGCCCCCCGCGUCCUAACACUCGCGCACGUACAAUGAUACUCCAGGGGUGUGAUAACACACGAAUUUCUUUCUAGUCGUUCUUCUAGUAUGAUGGUGCGAGGUGAAUGCAAUUAUAUGAUUAAUUUAUUUUGUGGUGGAUGGGAAUUUGGGAUGCAUCCAGAGAAAUUGAAUAUUUCACUGGAAUAAACCUAUUGAUUUCAAAUUGCUUUCAUUCGUUUCAAAUGUUCUUCGGUAAGAAUUAACGAAAUUGGAUAAUUAUCUUGAUAAAAUAUUCUAAUUGUCGACUUCAAUUGAUAUUGAUUCUCGUGGUUGCCUGGACGGCAAUCGUAAAUGGCUAAAAUUUUGUUUUAAAUUUUUUUUAAAGAAUUUAAUCCACUACGAAAAAGAUAUUAUAAAAAAUUCGUUAUCUGCGAUAGCUUCGCGAAUAUUUAUUGAGAGGCUCAUUUGAAAUGUCUAAAUAAAAUUAAAUAUCAUUGGUCGUUGAUGAGUCUCAUCAAAUUGAACGAGAUCUGGUACAAAAAAUGACAUCCCAGUUCACUCCUCCACCACACAUUCAAAAAGUAAUAAAAAAUUGCACGAGUGAAGUCUAAGAGCGAGAAACACCGAAAACCCACGCGGGGAGAAAAUCGCCCAAAAAUGACGAAUAAAAUUGCAUUCCAAAGAUUUUAUUUAAAAUCAAGAAAACAAAUGGCGCGAAGGCUAAAUUGUCUCGUUUGAUGUAAUGUUUUGUGAAAAAAUAGUUAUUUCAUAAUUUUUAUUAAAAUUCUUCGUUGAAUUUUCUCUCCGUGAAAAAAAUGAUGAAAACAGCAUAAAAAUAGUCUAAUGAAUAUUGAUAAAAUAUUAUCGUUAAAACUACUACUGAUAAACAAAUGAUUAGAUUAAACCCUAAAAGGAGGAGUGAUAAGAAAACCAAAAAACCAAUUAUCCCUAAACUAAUAAACUAAAAAUCUAUAAACAUUUUCAAUAAAAAAAAAACUAAAAGUGGGGGAUAAUUAAAAUGAAGAAAAAGCUGCGCAUCGGUUACGUUUUAACUCGCUCGGUUCACGAAUUACUAUAUUAUAUAUGGCAUUAAACAAAUACAUGAAAUGUCAGGUGUGGAAGAACGUGUAAUUCUUGCAGUAUCAGUCAGAAUUUGGACUACUGCCCUUGUAGAUAUAAUAGGUAGGGUAUAAAGCUGUCGUUAUUGGGACAAAUGAAGUUUUCAUUUCAAUUUCAUUAUAUUUAACGUAGGGGAAAUGAAGUGCGUGAGGCGAGUGCAAGCAGUUACAAAAAAUUGAGGAUAUCCAAGCACCUCGUUCAUUGUUUUUCAAGUAACAAGUUCAUUUGUAAAGUUUCCCAUUUUUAUUAUUUUUCAACUCAUUCUUUGUCUAGUACAUUUUUAGCCAAUUUGUCCCAUUAAUAUUGAGAAUACUAUUUUAUCCAAUUUCACAUUCAUUUGUUUAUCCCGCCUUGUGUUGCAAAACUGUGCUGAUACUAUGAUUAUUGAACUGAAUGUUUUAAACCUCUUCUCAGAAAAAUGGCCUGAAAUUAAAAUUACUGGGCAAAAUGAAAAAUACUUUUGAUGUAAUUGAUAUGCCCUGGAGAGUAUUUCAUCCAGUAAAAAAUGGUCUGAACUACUUGGAUAUCCUUAAUCAGGAAGUUCAUGUAAAAAUACGUCGCUAAUGAGAAUUAAAUUAUUUGGCUUCCUAAUUUCGGGUCGAUCCGGAGGCAACAGUCGAGGUCGCGUGACGUAUUCACUACGUGAAAUUUGUCGUGCGGCCUUGAGUGAUGGUUAACGUGAAAUUGUGGAGAGAUGCCUCUCGAUCUUCGAAAUUGCGAAGGUAUUUUCUCUGAUUUCGAAAGGUUUUGGGGAAUUCACUCGGGAUUAUAAAUUAUCUCUAGGAUGUUUGGUGAGAGAUAUAUUGUGGAAACUGGUGGGAGGAUAUAAACUGAAUGGCACACCGAGUGCAGGGUGCGAAUACUCGUUGAGUGAGAGAAUGAGGUAUAAUAAAGGGUAAUGAGUAAUCAAUGAAUUUUGUCAAGUUUUCUGGUGAAUAACACUGACUGGGAAUCUCAUUUAAUCGAGGUUGGGGAUUUAUGAAAAAUACGUAUGCUAGCUCUACGUCUUCGUUGAAUAAACGCACAAUUUUUCUCAACUCUGGAUCCCACGUUUAUUUAUUUAGAAAAAUUGUCAAUUUUCACAACUGCACGGGAGAUAUUUUUUGGUUUUUUUACUAGGCCUAAUUUCCCUGGAAGUGAUAAUGCAGUGUGGUUUGAUGAAAGUUUUAUAAUGGGAAUAUUCCCUGCAAUUUUUGUCAUGUGAAGACUCUGAGAAACCCUUUUGCGAAAUUUUUCGGGUAUUGAGCUUUCUGAAGUCUGCAAAAAAUUUAUUCCAAUAAAUAUUCAACUGAAAAAAUCCGCAAAAUAUUCUCAUAUCCAAUAGAACAUUUUGUGUUAAUUUUUCUAUGAUGCAAUUACUGGGCUUAAUCAUUGAGUCUUCAGAAAGUUGAAUUUCUCCAAAAUUUCGUAAAUUCAUAAUCCAGUUCAGUAAAUAACAAAGAACUAUUUUGAGAUUAAUUAGGCGGAAACGUCGCAUUAAUUCCUCUGAGAAUUUUGAUGCUAUCACAGUUCACUGAUUUUUCAUCGUGAAAGAAAAAAUAAUGAAAUUUUGAAAUUCAUCACGUGCCAGUUUCUCGAAGUCUAAUUAAUCUUAAAUAUUCUUAUGCUCACUAAAAAAUCUCCUUCCGCUGUCCUCUGCCCACCCUCUAGAACCAAAAAAUUUGAUGCCACCACACCUUCACUAUCACCAAAGGUAAGUAUUUCCUCUCAGUUUUAGCUGUCUCUGCACAUCUCAUCCCAGUCCAACACGCCAUCACUCGCACCCUGCAUCACUCGCCGCUGAAAAACAUAAAAUUCUCAGUUAUAAUUUCUCAUUUCAUUAUUAAGUUCCCAUUAAUUCCCAAACGGACCAACUCUAUUUCUUAUUGGAUGUUUAGGCCGACAAAAGACAUAUAAAUAUAUACAUAAAUAUGUACGAUGCCCAUGUGUAAAUACCAGUGGUAAUGUAUAAAGCCAUUUAUAAUGUUUAUAGUGUUAUGCAUGGGGUCAUAAAAUUGUUGUCCAUCAGAGUUGAUUAAUCGAGUGGUGUUUGUAUACGUGGAAAAAAUCAUUUUUUAAUAAUAAAUGAUAUAUUAAAAUCAAUCAAGUAGCAACGGGAACACCUAAGUCAUAAAUUAAUUCAUCUAUUAAUUUCGAUGAUCGAUUGACUAAUGAGGAAUGACUCGACUUCAUGGAAAUUUCAAAUGAAUGCAAUGCAUUUGAUUAAAAAAAGCACUAGUCAUUAUUGUAUAUUAUAAACGAUUAAAUGCAGAUAUGAAGAGAUUUGAACGAUUAAAAUUCACGAUUAAUAUGAGAUAAAUAAAGUGAAAAUGAGUAAAUUGUAAGAUUCACUAAGUUUGUAUUUAUUUGUAAAAUUUUUCCACGUUAAUGAGAGAGCUAAUUAGUAUAAUAUAUGCAGCACCUGCCAGCGUCAAUAAACGGCACUCCGAGGGCUUGAAAUAAUCAUAAUACACUGGAUAAAUAAAAAUUUAUCUAUCAUUAAACAAUAACUAUGGUAAUUACGAAAUCCUACGUAUAAACUGUGAGAUAUUGUUAACGAUAAAGACGAAAAAAUUGCGCAAAUAGUUGACCUGUCUUUCUCAGCGUUAAAAAAAAAUUCCACAUCAAUUGAAGAGUAAUUAAUGAAAUUGUGAAGAAAUGGUAAAUGAAUGUAUUUGAGAGUUGAUGACGAAAAAAAAAACGUUCAAGUAUCAAGUGAGAUCUAACAUUAAAA
Diachasmimorpha longicaudata is the source of this 6193-nucleotide messenger RNA. RefSeq names its product regulator of G-protein signaling 17 (gene Dhit). NCBI's taxonomy places the organism in Eukaryota, Metazoa, Arthropoda, Insecta, Hymenoptera, Braconidae. The transcript has 5 exons. The coding region runs from base 133 to 1122 and encodes 329 amino acids. The record is from RefSeq and is a predicted model, not a curated record.